AUGCCAGCCUCCGAUAGACUCAGCCAAACCUCCGAUAUCCUUGCGGAAUCCAUCAAGCAAGUGGAACACCCUUUCAAGGUCACCGUGAUCGGAUCCGGUAACUGGGGUACCACCAUCUCGAAGGUUGUGGCCGAAAACGCCGCCCUAAGACCACAGCUUUUCGUUAAGCGUGUCGACAUGUGGGUUUUCGAAGAGACCGUGGACGGCCAAAAGUUGACCGAGAUCAUCAACACCAAGCACCAGAACGUCAAGUACCUGCCAAACAUCGAUCUACCAGAGAACCUUGUCGCCAACCCAGACCUACUUGACUGUGUCAAGGACGCAGACAUCAUCGUGUUCAACAUCCCCCACCAGUUCUUGCCACGCAUUGUGUCGCAGAUGGAGGGCCACAUCAAGAAGGACGCGCGUGCCAUCUCGUGUCUAAAGGGAUUCGACGUGUCCAAGGACGGUGUCAAGCUAUUGUCCACCUACGUGACCGAGAAGCUCGGAAUCACCUGUGGUGCUCUUUCCGGUGCCAACCUCGCCCCAGAGGUUGCCAAGGAGAACUGGUCCGAGACCACUGUCGCUUACGAGCUACCUAAGGACUUCAAGGGUGAAGGUAAGGAUGUCGACCACGGCGUGCUCAAGGCUUUGUUCCACAGACCAUACUUCCACGUUAACGUCAUUGACGAUGUUGCCGGUAUCUCGGUUGCUGGUGCUUUGAAGAACGUGGUUGCCCUCGGUUGCGGGUUCGUCGAGGGUCUCGGCUGGGGUAACAACGCCUCCGCCGCCAUCCAGAGAGUUGGUCUCGGUGAGAUCAUCAAGUUUGGUCAAAUGUUCUUCCCUCACUCUCGUGUCCAGACCUACUACCAAGAGUCUGCCGGUGUCGCCGACUUGAUCACCACCUGUUCCGGUGGUAGAAACGUCAAGGUCGCCUUCCACAUGGCCAAGACCGGAAAGCCAGCUGAAGAGUGUGAAAAGGAAUUGUUGAACGGUCAAUCCGCUCAAGGUAUCCACACCUGUAAGGAGGUUCACGAAUGGCUAGCUGCUUGCGGCAAGACCGAUGAGUUUGUUCUAUUCGAAGCUGUCUACCAAAUUGUCUACGAAAACGCCUCCAUGGACUCUUUGCCAGACAUGAUUGAAGAUUUGCAAGGUGUUAACAUCCCAAAGGAGGAGAAGAAGGAUUAA
Lachancea nothofagi CBS 11611 is the source of this 1167-nucleotide messenger RNA. NCBI's taxonomy places the organism in Eukaryota, Fungi, Ascomycota, Saccharomycetes, Saccharomycetales, Saccharomycetaceae. The record is from the annotation of a GenBank genome assembly.